Molecule: messenger RNA, 174 nt
Organism: Hepatospora eriocheir
Lineage: Eukaryota; Fungi; Microsporidia; Hepatosporidae
Source: the annotation of a GenBank genome assembly
AUGUCUCUAUCUACAGUUUUAAAAAACAAUCUAUUUUUCAUCUUAACCUUCAUUAGAUUAGUUUUUAACAUUAAAAACUCCUCAAAUACACUAUUUCAUUAUAGGUUUGAUUAUCAUUUAAGAUUAAAUUUUAAUAAUACAAAAAAUAAUUUUUAUAAAUGUGAUAGUUAUUGA